UAUUAUUGUUUCAACUAACAUUACAUUGUUAUACUAAUAAAACGUUUUUAUUUAAUAAUCUUAUCAAAAACUAUUUGAAGCAUAAACAAUGAGUACUGAAGAAUUAUCGCCCGAUCAAAAGAAAUUUUUAAAGGAAUGCGAUUUAGAAUUUUCCGAACGUUUUACAGACAAUGAUUUGGAAUUCAAGAAAAUAUUAGAUUCUGAUAUACCUGCUCCUCCUAUUAUAUCACCGUGGUAUGAUAGACAAAGAUUUAAUAACCGAGAUCGAGACCGUCCAAGUGGUAGUUACAAUAAUUAUAGGAAUUUCAAUGAAAAUAGUUAUAGAGAUAAUAGAAGAGAUAGAUACAGACCCUACUGAAAUUAAGACGUUUUCAUGAAUUUAACUAGUUAUGUAAAUAAGGUGUAUUAUUAAUCACUUAAAAGUUGUUUGACAUUCUCAUUUUGUGUGAGAUUUUGAUUACUGUUAGAAAAUAAGCUUUGAUUUUUCAAUUGGUACAAGUUUUUGUCUCCACUUGGAAUUUGUAGAAUACAAACGGUGCUUUUAUUUUAUUUUCCCUA
Molecule: messenger RNA, 558 nt
Organism: Diorhabda carinulata
Lineage: Eukaryota; Metazoa; Arthropoda; Insecta; Coleoptera; Chrysomelidae
Exons: 1
Coding region: 89-358 (89 amino acids)
Biological process (GO): RNA 5'-cap (guanine-N7)-methylation
Molecular function (GO): RNA binding
Source: RefSeq, a predicted model, not a curated record